GCCGUGCAUAAUCGGAACGUUGGUUGUGUGUGACCACGCAACACCAAUGGUCUAGGAACCUAGACUACUCAGUCAGUUGCACGAGAGUACACCAGUGGAUCAUCAUGUCUGUAACUCUUGCCUUGAUUGGAUUGAUUGUUGCUCUACUUGCAUGGAGCACAUACAAGAGAAGGACUUUCUUCAAGACGAUUGGUCUUUCGGGCCCACCACCUCUUCCAUUGUUUGGUAACAUCUUAGCUUAUGGAGGGGGAAUGCACGAAGCACAUCAGGCAUGGAGAAACAAAUAUGGCAAAGUAUACGGUGUGUUUGAGGGGGCACGAAAGGCCAUCAUUACCUCUGACCUUGACAUGCUUGAGGAAGUCCUUGUCAAAAAAUUCAACAAUUUCUGCGACCGUCAAAUAUUUCCUCUGCGACCGGACCUCCUCAGUAAUGAUCUACUCGGUCUAAAGGGUGAUCGAUGGAAGUUAAUGCGGAGUACCAUUGCACCAACAUUCAGCAACAGCAAGAUGCGCAAGAUGGCGGAUUUGGUCAAUGACCGUGCUGAUCUAUUUAUUAAAAAUGUUCAGACACUCAUUGACGAUGGCAAAGGCGAAAUGGAGGUGUCAAAGAUGCUUGGUUCAUUUGCCAUAGAAACCGGUGCCUUGUGCGGCUAUGCAACCAAGAUUGAUUCACAGAAUCAGGACGAUACCACAUUUAUUGACAACGCCAAUUGGUUCUUCAAAGGAUUCAAAGAAAUCCAACUCCCAUGGAUGAUUAUAUUGAUGUUCUCUUGGAUGGAGCCUGUGUUCAAGUGGCUAGGAUUCUCUAUUCACCCAAUACCAGCCUUGAAUUUCUUCAAGAACAUAGUCAUGGACAUUAUAAAUACACGCAGAGCUGACCCAAACCAAAAGGAGUACGUGGACUUUCUUCAGCUGAUGAUGAAAGCCCAUAACUUCCAAGACGAAGACACUCCCGAGGAAGAGAAGGUCGUUGUCGAUAUGAAACGUGAACUCACUGACGAUGAAGUUGUUGCCAUGUCCAUCAUCUUCUUUCUUGGUAACUACGAAACAACGACAACAACCCUUUGCUUUACCGCCUAUUUAUUGGCCACAAACCCAGAGGUACAGGAGCGCCUGAUAGCUGAGAUUGAUGACGUCAUCGGUGACCGAACAAAACUUACGUACCAAGACGUCUCUGACCUGACUUAUUUGGAUAUGGUGUUACACGAAGCAAUGCGAGUGUACCCGCCGGCCAUCGAGUACGACCGGAUUUGUCAGUCUGACUGCGUCGUCAAGGGUGUGCAAAUACCCAAAGGUAUGCUGGUUGAAGUCCCGGUUUGGGUGGUUCACCACGAUCCAGAGACAUGGCCUGAACCCUUCAAAUUUGACCCUGAGCGUUGGGUACCCGAGAAGAGGGAGAAGAUGCACACAAUGUCAUGGAUACCCUUUGGAGCAGGCCCGAGGAAAUGUAUCGGGUAUCGCUUCGCCACAAUGGAGAUAACUGUUGUAAUGGUCCGUAUGCUGCAGAGGUUUCGCAUAGAGACCUGCCAGAACACAGAGAUCCCGCCGAAUGUUGGCAAACAUGGACUGAUUCUCCCAGAGAAAGGAAUGACACUCCGAUUUGUUAACAGGAAUAAAUAGAUAAACAUAUUCAUAAUUAUAACAUAAUGAUAGCCACAUAAACACAUUUUUAAACAUUGUCGCUUGGUAUAGACCUUUCUUUUGUUGAUAAACAAACCACCUUGGUUACGCAUGGACGGCCGAAUGUUAUUAUUGUAAAACACUCAACUGUAUUAACAGGUGUUUUACCCAAAUUCAACAUUAAUCUGUCGUAGAAAUCAUACCAGGAAUGUUGCGUGCUGCAUUCUUCAUUGAUGUACGCGUUUAGACGCGCAUAAGUUCAACAAAUUAUUGUUACUACG
Messenger RNA from Asterias rubens (European starfish), 1900 nucleotides. RefSeq names its product cytochrome P450 3A24-like. The transcript has 13 exons. Bases 105 to 1619 code for a protein of 504 amino acids. Lineage: Eukaryota; Metazoa; Echinodermata; Asteroidea; Forcipulatida; Asteriidae. Gene Ontology annotation, molecular function: iron ion binding; heme binding; oxidoreductase activity, acting on paired donors, with incorporation or reduction of molecular oxygen. The record is from RefSeq and is a predicted model, not a curated record.